This is a messenger RNA of Musa acuminata AAA Group (dessert banana), 2023 nucleotides long. RefSeq lists its product as uncharacterized. The transcript has 6 exons. Bases 274 to 1851 code for a protein of 525 amino acids. The record is from RefSeq and is a predicted model, not a curated record. Lineage: Eukaryota; Viridiplantae; Streptophyta; Magnoliopsida; Zingiberales; Musaceae.
UCGUCGUCCUCGGCCGACACGUCUACGCCGCCGCCGCCGCCUCCUCAUUUCCGAUUUCCUCUCCUCCCUUCUUCCUCAUAGUUUCGCGAUCAGGGCUCGGGUUCGUUCCUCGAGAUCACAGGUUGCGGAAGAGAUUGCGUGAGACCGGAGUUCUAGGGUUUCCACGCGGAUUUCUUGGGCGGUUCUUUUCGGGCCUUUUCUCUCUCUCUCUCUCUCUCUCUCUCUCUCUCUCUCUCUCUCUCUCUCUUCUUUGUUUGUUUGGGAGGGUCUCUGAUGGUUCAUUUGGCGAGUUACGGCAAGCUGCAUUCGGAGGCCGAGCUGCCGAUCAAGAAGAGACUACCGCCGCCGCAGCCGCAGCCGCCGUCGUCCAAGGUGAAGUUGGAGAUUGAGGACCAAUUGGAGGACCAGCAUGGGCCGCUCAACAAGAGACCCAAGGUUGCUGAUCCUCAUCUCCAGCAGCAGUGGGGAACAGGAAAAGAUAUGCCUCUAACAGAGGGUGUUCAGUAUGAUCUACUUGAUGAGCCAAGUCCACUGGGACUUCGCCUGCGAAAGAGUCCAUCACUGCUGGAUUUGAUUCAGAUGAGAUUGUCUCAAGCAAAUGCGGCUGUUACUUCACACAGCAUGGAAAAUGAAGGCUUGGGGGAUGAAAAAAAGAAAGAAACUAGGUCAAGCAGUGCUCUGGCUACCACCGAAAAGAUGAAAGCAUCAAACUUUCCGGCUUCCAUUUUGAGGAUUGGGAGUUGGGAGUAUGUGUCGAGGUAUGAAGGUGAUUUAGUAGCCAAGUGCUACUUCGCAAAGCGAAAACUUGUAUGGGAGAUUCUCGAAGGAGGUCUUAAGAGCAAGAUUGAGAUCCAGUGGUCAGAUAUCACAGCUCUCAAAGCAAAUUGCCCAGAAGAUGGACCUGGGACUUUGGAUGUAGUGUCGGCUAGGCAGCCUCUUUUCUUUAGAGAGACCAAUCCACAGCCUAGGAAGCACACAUUGUGGCAAGCGACUUCAGAUUUCACUGAUGGGCAAGCAAGCAUUCACAGGAAGCAUUUUCUACAAUGCCCGCAAGGUUUGCUAAGCAAGCAUUUAGAGAAGCUUAUCCAAUACGAUCCACGGCUAUAUGCGCUAAGUCAAGAACCAGAAAUUCAGGAAAGCCGAUUCUUUGAACCAAGGUGUUAUCCAUUUGAUAAUCUCAAAGAUUCAUAUGGAUCUUCAGUUCAAGAGUUUCAAGAUUCUGCAUCGGCUUGUGCCGGAAGAUCAACUUCUGCUAAUGGCGGCACAUCGGUUGAUGUUUCUGUAGCGGAAAUCCACCCACCAAGCUCAGUUCUUGAACCUCCAGUAUCAAAAGGAAACGGUGCUGUUGGAACCGAAGAGACUAAGAAUCAGAGCUGCUGGGAUCAUCUGACAGUUCCUGGACUCAAGCCUUCAAUAUCGAUCAAUGACUUUAUCAAUCAACUAGGAUAUUGCAUAUCUGAUCAGUUCGCAUCAAGGAAUCCACAGUCUUCCAGCACGGUUAUUCGUGACCAAGAAAUAUUGGAGUUGGUUGAAUCUCUUUUUACUGAUUCCCAGAUGCCUGCUUCCGAUGAAAGAUCGAUCAUGUCGAAGGUGAAUUCCUUUUGCUGUCUGCUCCAGGACGCUGGCAUGGUACAAAGCCAGCAGAUGAACUGGGGUGGAACUUCGACAACCGGUAAUGGCUUCGAUCCUGAAGAAGAGUCCAACAAGGCUUCGGGUCGUAGGACAGCGGCAAACAUCUCAAGAAAGGACUCCUUUGGGGAGCUACUGAUGCAUCUUCCUCGCAUCGCAUCACUGCCUCAGUUCUUGUUCGAUAUCGCAGAAGAUGGUGAAGAUAUCGGUUCACAAAAAUAAUCCAGAGUUCUCAUUAAGAAUUUGUAUCCCUCCUCUAUUAAUGUAUAGAGUAGCAAUCUAGUCAUGCAUCAGGUUAUCAUAUAUUGAUGAUAGAAUGAAGUGCCAUCGAUGUAGCUGGAAAAUGUAGUUGAUGAUAUUGGUUCUGAUGAAAUAUUUUAUACAUGUUGUUCUC